This is a messenger RNA of Harmonia axyridis, 1957 nucleotides long. RefSeq names its product O-glucosyltransferase rumi homolog. Gene Ontology annotation, cellular component: endomembrane system. Gene Ontology annotation, molecular function: UDP-glucosyltransferase activity; UDP-xylosyltransferase activity. NCBI's taxonomy places the organism in Eukaryota, Metazoa, Arthropoda, Insecta, Coleoptera, Coccinellidae. The transcript is spliced from 5 exons. The record is from RefSeq and is a predicted model, not a curated record. Bases 65 to 1276 code for a protein of 403 amino acids. Gene Ontology annotation, biological process: positive regulation of Notch signaling pathway; protein O-linked glycosylation.
CUCUUUCUUCUAAAGAUGUCAAUUAUCUUCAAACGUAAACAAUAACGAUACCUCUUUUUAAAAAAUGUAUAUUUCAUGGAAUUUCCUUCUUCUGUUUUGUUUAUUUUCUGUAGUAUUAUCUACAGAUAUUUGUGUUAGGGAAUCUUCUGACAAAAAAUGCGAAUUGAAAGAAUCCAAGGGAAAAAAAUAUUCUAAAGCGGUGAACUAUAAUCAUGAUAAAUAUACAGCUAUAAUCAAGGCUGCUAAAAAAGAGUACCAGCCAUGUGAGAAUAUGUGCAAGUGCUACACACAAAUUAUAUCAGAUUACCUCAAACCUUUCAAGGGAGGAAUAGAUGAACAGAAUAUUGAUAGUGUAAAAUCUAAGGGUACCAAAUAUCAAAUCAUUGAUCACAAAUUAUAUCGUGAAAAAGAUUGCCUUUUCCCAGCCAGAUGUUCAGGAGUUGAAUAUUUCAUCUUGAAAUUAUUGCCUAAACUGAAUGAUACAGAGUUUAUACUCAAUACUAGAGAUUGGCCACAAAUUUUUCAACACCAUGGACCACAUGGCCCUGUUUUUUCUUUUAGUAAAACAAGUGAUUAUUUAGAUAUAAUGUAUCCAGCUUGGGCUUUUUGGGAAGGAGGUCCAGCUAUUUCUUUGUAUCCUCGUGGUAUUGGUCGUUGGGAUCAGCAUAGAAAAUUGCUUGGUAAAGUAGGUAAUGACACUGAGUGGGAUGAUAAAAUUUCUAAGGCCUUCUUUAGAGGUUCGAGAACAAGUUCAGAAAGGGAUCCUCUAAUUUUAUUAUCUAGAGAUAAUCCUCAUUUGGUAGAUGCCAAGUAUACAAUGAAUCAAGCCUGGAAGUCAGAUGCUGACACUCUUCAUGCACCUCCUGCAUCAGAAGUUUCUUUUGAAGAUCAUUGCAAAUAUAAGUAUCUUUUCAACUUCAGAGGUGUUGCUGCUAGCUUUAGGUUUAAGCAUAUACUACUUUGUAAGUCGUUAGUUUUCCAUGUUGGUAAAGAUUGGCAGGAAUUUUUUUACCCCUUUCUAAAACCAUGGGUUCAUUAUGUUCCCAUUGAAAGAGAUGCUAGCGAAGAAGACAUUAAAGAGUUAAUAGAAUUUUUUGAUAGUCAUCAAGAUUUAGCACAAGAAAUAGCUAAAAACGGCUAUGAUUUCAUUUGGAACAACUUGCAAAUGAAACAUAUUGAUUGUUUUUGGUUGAAUCUGUUGAGACGUUACACAAAAAUUCUCAAGUAUAAACCAGAACGGGAUGAGUCUCUGGUUCAAAUUCGCAACACAUAUUAGACAAGAUUUUAAGAAUAAAAUAUUCUUAUGUGCUUAAUGAAUCUAUUAUUCUGAUUGGAAUUGGAAAUUUAUUGGUCAAUGUUUAUUGUUGUUCGUUCUUCAAAACAUUCCUGUAUGUUCAUGUUUCCUAAAAUAAUUGUUCAUAUCGAUAAAUAUCUCCUAAAGUAUCAUAAUCAUAAUAUGUGUAGUUAAUUUUAUACUGAUUCUGCCAUAUCAUAUUUUUGAUAUUGCUUUCAAUUUGGUUUUCUUCUUUUUUUCUCUAAGUUUUUGAGGAUUUAUUAUUCGUUGAAAUGAGUUUGUAUUCAAUACAUGCAAAUAUCAAAAAUUCUUCAGUUUCUACUUGAUUAUGCUCAUAAAUGAAGCCGUUAAUUGUUUAAUUAAUAGUAAAUAAGAUAGUAUUUCUGGAUUUAGAAUAAAAAAAGAUGAGGACCAAAAGCAUUGAGAGAUCUCAUAUAGGUAGCAACAAUGAUGGCAUACAGUACUUCAGCUUUAAAUACUCUCAGACUGAAAAAUGAAUUUUUACACUAAUGCAACACUUUGACAAUAAUUUAGACGUGAUAAAUCAGACAAUAAUUUAUAUGUAAGUGUUGACAUAUUAUAUUAUUAAAUAUUGUAUUAGUUGUGUGAUAUUUUCAAUUAAAAUGUAUGUGACAAUAAAUGAAUAAAUAAAUAAGUCUACAA